UCAAUUUUCUUACACACGCCAAAAGAACACACAGAUUGCAGCAUGCACACUGCACACAAAGAAUAGAGAGCUAACGCCAAUCCCAAAGCCAAUCAAUGAAUACAUCCUUAAGCUUUCUCUCUUUCUUUUUUAUCUCUUAUCCAUGCUGUCGAGAAUGAAAUAACCUUACUCUCUUAAAAUCUGAUUAUUUCUUGAUCUGGGUUUUAACACUCUGUUUCUCCAGAUCAUAGGUUUUUAAAGUUUGAAACUUUCAUUUUUUUUUUUGUUAUUCCAAGUUUCUAACUUUCUCAAAUAACUAGCACUGGAAAGGAAAAAGAAAUCUGGGUUUGCUUGGUUUUUAACAGAUUCAAAGUAAUGAGUUUCUUGUUAGAGAUGCACAUUGACUUUGGUUCAUUUCAGAUUGCAACUUUAUUUGUAUGAGAGCUGUUCAUUAGUUGGGUUUGAGAUUAUGGGUAGAUGUAGAGGAAAGGGAAAGAGGAUGACUGUUAGCAACCAUGAGGAUGCUGGAAGUGGUGAAGAAGAGAAAAUUCCUGCACAUAAGAGAAGAGGAAGGGCACAAAAACCAUUAAAAGAUGAAAUUGGUGAAGAAGUUGAAAAAAUAGAAAAGGAUGAUGGUGAGAGUGGAAAAGCUGGUAUUACAAGCAAAGAGAAAAUGAGUCCCUCUGCUGCAGAGAAUGGGAAAAAGAGAAAAUGCAACUCACAGGUAAAAGAGAAGCCUGAUUCAGUCAAAGAAGAGAAUGGCAUUGGCACCAGAUCAAGCACUGAUGACUCAUUAAAAUCUAAUGGUUUUCGGCAAAAUGGGAGUAGAAGGAAAAGUAAGCCACGUCGGGCAGCUGAAACAGGUGUUGAAUGCAAGUGAGAUUGCGGUACUUAUUGCUAUAGGUCUCUUCUUUUUCACUUUGCCAUAUGCAUUUUGAGAUAGGAAGUGAGGCCUAGUAAAUCUCUAGUCAAUAUUGCAUUUAGGUAGUGUUUCUUUUGAUUUUUGACGAUUACCUAUCUUUAAUUCAUUUUCCUUUUUUUUUUUUCUUUUGCUUUUGGAGUUUUGAAACUGAUUGUGCUGGUUGUAAUUUUUGAAAAUGCUAUUAUAAUCUAUAUCAUCAC
This is a messenger RNA of Durio zibethinus, 1101 nucleotides long. RefSeq lists its product as uncharacterized. NCBI's taxonomy places the organism in Eukaryota, Viridiplantae, Streptophyta, Magnoliopsida, Malvales, Malvaceae. The record is from RefSeq and is a predicted model, not a curated record.